AUGGACAGAAAGUCUGCUAGAAUAAAAGCAGGGUUACAAAGAUAUGGUUGGAGAGUUUCGAAGAAUUUUAAAUAUAGGAAGGGAAGACCCAUAAAAGUCUAUGACAAAUUGUCUGGUCUUCGCUACGAAAUGGAUUUGGAAACAGCACGUGCCAAUUAUCCAAACAGACUAGAGAGGUUAGAAGAAGAACGUCUUAUGGACAUGCCUUUCGAUGUUAGUGAACCUCAAGUUGAAGGACACGACGGCUUUGCCAGAUUCUACUGGAAACAUGACGAACAAUUGCAUCCUUUGAGAAGGAAAAAAGGAAAAGGUGAAGACACACAUGCUCCCAUGGAAAGAACAAGAUAUGCAUAUGAAAAGUAUCGUGAAGUUAGAAGUCAAAUUACAUCUGGUCGAACCUUUACAGUAAACUUUGACGAAGGAAAGAACAAAGAAGGCUUCAUGGGAGUACUUGCUGCAAUUCAAGACGGAAAUAA
Trichomonas vaginalis G3 is the source of this 476-nucleotide messenger RNA. RefSeq lists its product as uncharacterized. Lineage: Eukaryota; Parabasalia; Trichomonadida; Trichomonadidae. The annotation marks the transcript as partial. The transcript has a single exon. The record is from RefSeq and is a predicted model, not a curated record.